Molecule: messenger RNA, 3795 nt
Organism: Lutra lutra (Eurasian river otter)
Lineage: Eukaryota; Metazoa; Chordata; Mammalia; Carnivora; Mustelidae
Gene: PPP1R3F
Product: protein phosphatase 1 regulatory subunit 3F
Exons: 4
Coding region: 45-2486 (813 amino acids)
Biological process (GO): regulation of glycogen biosynthetic process
Cellular component (GO): protein phosphatase type 1 complex
Molecular function (GO): protein phosphatase 1 binding; glycogen binding
Source: RefSeq, a predicted model, not a curated record
CCGGUCCCGCCACCGGUGCCGUCGGUGCCGCCGCCGCCGCCGAUAUGGCGCGUCCUGCCCCUGUGGAGCCCCCGCUGCGGCAUCCCGCGCCCCCCUCGCCGGCCGCGGGCGAGCCCCGCACUUCUGUUGAGGCGGCGGUGGCCCCGCGGAGAGUGCUGUUCGCCGACGAGGCCCUGGGGCUGCCGCUGGCGCAGCUGCGCCGCUACCGGCCGUGGGGCGGGCCCGGGGCGGGCAAGAUGGCGGCGGCGGCCGGGCAAGAUGGCGACGGCGGCGGGGCUGACGAGGACGACGAUGGCGAGGAUGGGGAUGAAGGGGAGGAGGAAGAGGAGGCUUGCCCUGCGCCCUCGCCGCUGUGCCCCGUCCCCGCUGGCGGGGGGUUUUACCUGGUGCCCACAUUUUCGCUGCCGCCCGCGCCGGGUCGUCUGGAGCGCUUGGGGCGCGUCAUGGUGGAGCUGGAGGCGCUGCUGCCGCCUCCCGGAGCGGUCCCCGGGGGUGCCGGGGUGUGGGUGCCUGGGGGGCGCCCGCCGGUGCUGCGCGGGUUGGUACGCGUGCUGAACCGCUCCUUCGAGAAAGCGGUGCACGUGCGGGCCUCACACGACGGCUGGGCUUCCUUCUGCGACCACCCAGCGCGCUACGUCCCGCGCAGCCCGCCUGGGGCAGGAGCGGGAGGACCAGGAGCAGGAGAUCCCAUCCUGGAUCCCGGCCUGGGCCUGGGCUUGGGCCUUGGCCAGGCGUCCGCCUCCUCGCCCGACGACGGCGGCCGCACUGACCGCUUUGCCUUCCAGCUGCCCUUUGCUGAGGGCGCGGGCGAUGGGGCGCGCCUGGACUUCGUGGUGCGCUAUGAGACCCCCGAGGGCACUUUCUGGGCCAACAACCAAGGCCGCAACUACACAGUCCUGCUCCGGAUCGCACCCGCUCCCACACCCACUGAUGCUGAAGGGCUGCCCCAGCAGCAGCAGCUGCAGCAGCUGGAGCCACAGCCCGAGUGCCAGGGUCCCGUGGAGGCUGAGGCCAGGCAGCUGAAGAGCUGCAUGAAGCCGGUGAGGCGCAGGCCCGCUGAGGAAGAGCUGAGGAUGAGGAGCUCAGAGGACAGCACCCCUGCUGUGGCAGAGCGCCCUAAUGUCCAGGAGUCAGUGGGUCCCCUGGUGGCCCCCACCCCUCUCCGCCCAUGGCCUCAGAUGACGCUUCAGGUUUCUGAAGUUACAGUGACUGGCAAACCCCCAGAGGAAGGUGACGUCCCCAGAAGCAAUCCGCCUGUGGCUUUCACAGAGGUCCCCCAGGCACGGGCCAUCAGGAUUCUCCCCUCUUCCUCUCUCUGUGGCCUGGGUGGCUCCCCCAGGGACCAGGCCUCGGGGCCCGAUGCAAGUGAGGGGGCAGCCGGGCCUCUUCUGGAACCCAGCCAGCAACAGGUGGAGGCCACGUGGGAAGUAUCGCAAGAGAAUGGAGGGGGCCGAAAGGAUUCCAUGGUGGGGGCCUUAAUGGAUGAACCCCCUGGGGGUCUGGAGGUUGUGGGUGGGUUGGAGGAGCUGCUUGGUGAGGACACCAUUGACCAGGAGCUGGAGCAGCUCUACCUGUCCCACCUGAGCCGCCUGCGGGCCGCUGUGGCUGCAGGUGGGGUGGGAGGUGGCGGGGAGGGCCCCACAGAUGGGGGAGUAUCCCCCAGCCAUCCCCUGGGCAUACUCACGGACCGCGACCUGAUCUUGAAGUGGCCUGGCCCCGAGCGGGCCCUGAACAGUGCCCUGGCUGAGGAGAUCACCCUGCACUAUGCCCGGCUGGGGCGUGGUGUGGAGCUUAUCAAGGACACUGAGGAUCCUGAUGAGGAGGGGGAGGGCGAAGAGGGACUCUCCAUUGUACCCUCCAGCCCAGAAGGGGACACCCCCAAGGAAUCACCUCCAGAAAUCCUCUCAGGGGUCCAUCCUGUGGUAGCCACUAUGGGAGAUGUGUGGCUCCCGUGGGCAGAGGGCUCGGGCUGUGACAGCCCCGUGGUUCUGGGUGCAGAGGGUCAGUUCACUGGGGCUCCAGAAAACGGGAUGGGCAAGGACACCGACUCUCUGCGCAUAAAUAGGGUGAUGGCUGGGGUGACCGGGCCCCCAGGGGAGAAAGAAGGCCGGAUGGAGUUUACCACUGAGUGGGCAGACAGCUUGGUUCCUAGAUCUGGUAAGGAGCCAGCUGCUCCAGUCCUACGGGGGCAAAGUUUGACCCUCCUCAGUCCCUCGGGGGCUGAAGUCUGUCCUUCUAGCCUGGCCAGGCCCCAUGUGAGCCCCCAGGAUGAAGAGGGUGCAGGCCCAAGCCUGGAGCCCCCAAAGAAGUCUCCCACCUUAGCAGUCCCUGCAGAAAGUGUGUGUGUAUUGCCUCCCCAGCUGUGGGGGCCCUUGACCCAGACUCUGGGGGUCCUGGCUGGGUUGGUGGUGGUCCCUGUGGCUCUGAACAGUGGUAUGUCCCUCCUGGUGCUUGCGCUGUGCCUCUCUCUGGCCUGGUUCUCGUAGAGGCUACUUGUGUGGGGUGCAGCAGUAACAGACUUCCCCCCUCUCUGGGGUGUGGAGAGAGGCCGUCCCUGCACUGCACCCAGGGGGUUCAGAUAGGAUGUGUGGCCUGUAUAGUGAGGGGUCUUUUGCUUCUGAGAAUGCCCAACUGGAGAGAGACCUUCCCGUCCUUGAGGACUUGUUGGCACAGGGCUCCCUGUGGUGAUGCCUGUGGAGGGGAACAGGGCACGGUGGACGGUGUGAGAUAACUUUCAGAGAGGAACUGGGCAUGUCCUCCCUUCCUCCCCCCCCCCCAAGCCUGUAUUUAUUUUUGUAUAAUUCUCUGGACGAGGGCGAGUGGUCGUGAGCUGGUCUUGGGGCACAAUUACCCAGAGAUAUAUUUAUUAACAGCCAACCUGUGCAACCUGCUGGAGCUUUAUUUUUAAUUUAAUUUAUAUAGAGUACCUAUUAUUAUAUGCCACAAUAGAGCUCUAUGAGAAAUGAUGUGUCUUGCUGUACAGUGUUCUCCCGUGUGGGCCUGAGUGUGUGGGGUGGUCCUGUUCUAUGGGAGGGGCGGGUGGGGAGUUGGCCAUGGGACACGGCCAUGUCUGCUGCCACAGCUUCAGUAAGUGUCACUUCACCUUAUGGUCCUGCCCUGUGUGGUCUGGUGGUCUUUGGAGGGGCGGGUCCUUUGGUCUUUUCUAUAUUCUGCCAGGGAGGGAGGAAGAAUGAUUGCCAUGUGAGGGUUUGGUGUCGAACACAUGGCUGCGGCGGUGGAUGUGGUCAGCUGUAGAUGUGGGAAUACUGGCUGCGAAUAAGCCACAAGGUUUUGAGGUUCCUGGGGAAAAAAAAAGAAGCCUUUGACACCAGGAAGGAGACCCUUCUGUCUCCAAGGUUGGGAAGGUCUCAGAAGGGACAGAGGAGUUAAUGUGCUGUGAAGAAUUCAUACCAGAGUUGCUGUCCACAGACUUUGCCUUUAUAACUCAAAACAGGAAACCCAGAAGCUUUGAAAGAAAGGAUAGAUAUAUUUACUGCAUGCAAAUAAAAAUCUCUGCAUUAGCACAACAAAACACCAUAUAUUUAUUUACUUGCCUUCGCAACAAAACUUUACACCAACUUUCUUUCAUUCUUCUCCAGGGCUCCCCUGCUUUUCUGAAACAGCCCCAAUCAGAUUGUUUGCCCAGCCACUUCAGCAAAAAAUCCCUGAUGAUAUUUGAUUGGUCCAUCAACAGCCACAUCCCAGAUUUCAUCUUCCUUGACCUAUUGGCAACAUUUGACACAGCUGGUCAUCUCCCCCACCUUGAAAUCUCUAUUUACUUGGUUUCUGGUACAC